Penicillium verhagenii is the source of this 381-nucleotide messenger RNA. RefSeq lists its product as uncharacterized. The coding region runs from base 1 to 381 and encodes 126 amino acids. The transcript has a single exon. NCBI's taxonomy places the organism in Eukaryota, Fungi, Ascomycota, Eurotiomycetes, Eurotiales, Aspergillaceae. The record is from RefSeq and is a predicted model, not a curated record.
AUGUCAAGCUCCAUGUCCAAGGCUUCUACCUUUUGGCCAGGCCAAUAUUCUGCCAGGCUCGCCAAAGCUCUUGAAGAUGAAGAUAAAGAUGAAGAUGAAGACGGUGCAGAAGAAAACGCUUCACAUGAAGAGUCGAUAGCGGGCCAACCUGAAUCUUCGAAGUCCAUCCCUACUGAGCGUGUGGGUGUUCUGCAUGACAAGGGUGAGCGACAUGGAAGCCGCCGUGGCAAAAAGCCUUUGAACGCACCCGACCGACCGAUGAAAGUGGCUGAUUCAUCACCACGCAGAUUACGCCGGCCUGAAAAUCUUGCAAACAAACGGUCAGUGAAUGUUUUGGUAGAAAUUCCUCUGCUCUGUCCCAUUCUAAUCAAUGAUUUUUAG